CACACAUUUCGUUAGCUGCCUAAAAGGGCUUGCUAAUCAUGUUUUCAGCUGUUGUACGAAGCAUGAGGAGCGAGAAACCGUAACGCAAAUCUUGUUUGCAAUGGGGCUGGAGUUCUGGAGAAGAAUGCAACUGCUGAAUUGGACAUAAUUCGGUUCCCCUUUAUUGUGCAAUCACCACCUCUAUUCGGUCACACCUCUCGUAGCCCGAUUACUUUGCUUCCUUUGUUUGCUUCCAUGUUGGAACAUCCACGGAUCUGAGUUACAAUCCUUAGAAUCAAGAUGUGAGGAGAAUGCUGCCUUUGUUAUUCCCAUGAGGAGUCAGGAUGCGUUCAAUGAAGAGGAAUCAAUCAUCGCAUUAUACAAGCUCUCAAUCAAGUGACAAUCAAAAUGAACAGAGGCCUUUUCAUCCACUUCCGGCGACGCGCAAUAUUUCCUUUGCAGAAGCAGUGCUUUGUCGUCGACCGGAGAGUCUACACCUGCAGUUUCAUGGAACGAAAGGAAUGAUCAGGCCUGUGGUCGUAUUGAUAAAAGGCAGCCCACGCCUUAACCGCGGAAGAACCAUGUUAUCUCAAGAGAUUUUGAAAAGCAAUGGAUGCCAAACGCAAGCGAGCAGGUACGCCACAUGAUGAGGACGACGACGAACGCAGUCCGUCGAGGCCGAAUGUGAAAAGACGAAGAAUCCACAGCUUUGCAGAUCAGCCAGAGGCUGAGGCUGGACGAGUUGAAUCCGGAGACGAGCCGGACGCAAGCGAAUCGAACGGAGAAGGAGUGAAAGAGCCUCCCGAGAGCGAGGACGGGGCUCCGUAUUCGAGCCAGAACAUCCUGGGGACCAUGCAGAGAGAGGCCGCGGAGCAGUUCGCGGUGCUGCUCCGACACUUCCGGUGCUCGUCCAAAGGGGCACACGAGGCGAACCCGUUCGUGAGCCCGUUCGCGGACCUCAACGACGACCAGGUCGUGGUGGCCAUCAUGGCCGUCACCGAGGCGAUCCGCGACAGGGGCGGCGCGCACGCGUUCGACGUGACGGCCCAGUCGCGGGUCCAGGUGGCCAAGUUCGACGGCCUGACGGAGCCGCAGCGGCAGAACAUCCGCUCGCUGCGUCCUCGGCGGCCGCUGCUUCUCCCCUGGCUGUACAACCCGGUCGAGCAAAGGUACACGUACCGGCGGGAGCGCGGCGAGACCGGCGAGGGGGACACCAUGGCGGACGCGUGCAAGGAGAUCCAGCGCGCGGGCCAGAGGCGCAAGGCGCACAUCUUCCUCGUCCUCGUCCACAUGCAGCUCGACGUGUGCGAGCUCCGCUUCUUCGACAGCUACCCGGACCUGCCCUUUCGGUCCGGAGACGAGUGGCGGCGCGUGGGCGACACCAUCCGCACGCUCGUCUCCAACGUGGGCUGGUUCCGCGACGUCGACGACCCGGGCGACCAAGGCGGCGACGUCGUCUUCGGGCCUGAGGUCGACGUGCGCGUCGCUCAGCAAGGCAACGGCUGGGCCUGCGGCCUCCACACGAUCCUCAACGCCUGGACCGUGGCCAUGAAUCUGGUGCCGAAUCCAAACUUCCGCGUCCUCGAGCGCGGCAGCGAGGCCAGCCACUUCUACACGCAGGCGGCCGAAGUCGUCAACCUGGUGGUUGCGGGGCACGCCGAUUCGGACCUGAUCUACAGCUAUCUGGUGGGCUACGGAUUCGCCCUACCGCAGAUGCAGCGAGGCCAGUGCCCGCGCUUCGGCCUCCUUGCGGACUUGCACGACAUUCGCAACGUGAGCUCGCUGGAAGAAGGGAUCAAGCUCAACCAUGCGAUAGAAGAGAGUCUGGUGGGCGUGGGUGUGAAGGCCGGCUUCGCCAUCGAGUCCACGACAGGGACCACGUCUCGGCAGUCCGGGCAGGCAGGCGCGUCCUCGAGCUCAUACGAGCGGGCAGACGACGAUCAAGACACAGACGAAGACACCAGCGAGCGCGACUACGUUGAUCCGACCGUCUUGGCGGACGAGGAGUUCGCCAACCUGGACUGCAUGAGCGUCUGGCGCGUGCUCCACGCGGACAGGAGCAAGCAGCAGCUCCCGGCUCGGUACAGGAACGUCGUCGACGGGUCUUCGCGUUACUUCCGAAGGUUCUACAUGGAGCUGCUCAGCCCCGAGUUCGCCGCGUGCUCGGACGAGCAGGUCAAGAUCAGCUUCGACCGAGCGCGGCUGGAAUUCGAGGCCUUGAUGAACUUCGAGGCGUUCAAGUACAACGUCGAGUCCAAGGGCAUGAUGCUCACGAAGCAGCUCGCGUACUACAGACAGAUGGCGCAGGGUUUCCCGAUCAGCCAGUUGCAGAGACGGCAGCUGCGGACGCUGUACGCUGCGUUUGCACGCGAAGUACAGGCCGCGCGGGCAGCGGCGUCGAGCGCGCAACGGCGGAAUGGCGAUGGCGACGAGAGACCACAGAACACAGGCGAGGAGCGAGGUGCUGGUUACCAGGAAGAACACACGAAGAAAGACGGUUGACGCGACCGAGCGAGGACAACAAGCAGCGAACGAUGGAAGAGCGAAGCCGUUUGUAAACUAGCAAUUAAGUUCCGUAAAUCUUAACGAUAUUGUC
This is a messenger RNA of Verruconis gallopava, 2575 nucleotides long. RefSeq lists its product as uncharacterized. The record is from RefSeq and is a predicted model, not a curated record. The transcript has 2 exons. Lineage: Eukaryota; Fungi; Ascomycota; Dothideomycetes; Venturiales; Sympoventuriaceae. The coding region runs from base 589 to 2481 and encodes 630 amino acids.